CCAUCCUCUUUCAGUCCAAAGGCAGAGCCCGAGCCCGAGAAGAAACCAGAGCACUUUCCGAAGAGCCACGGGGAUGUGGGAUUCCAGAAAGAGCCCGUGGUCCCAGGCAUUGUGGAUUUCGAGUUGAUCCAAGAGGAGCUGAAGACCUCUAAGCCCCAAACACCAAGUGCCUAUCGCUUCGGACGCCUCAGCCACCACUCCUUCUUCUCCCGGCACCACCCCCAGCCACAGCGUGUGACACACAUCCAAGAUCUCACAGGGAAGCCUGUGUGCGUGGUCAGGGACGAGUUCUCUUUGGCACCCGUGACUCAGUCGGCACUCUUAUCCAGCUGUCUGAUGGGGAUGCCCACCAUCUCAGUCCCCGUUGGGGACCCACAGUCCAACCGGAACCCCCAGCUUCCUCCUGACCUCUGGAAGAAAAAUCUAAAGGACCUAGCUUCCCGAGUGGCUGUCUUCACUAAGGAAAACGAGUCAAGGACUAACGAGGCUGGUGCUGAACCAAAGAGCGAGCCUGGAAAGAAAGCCUUGCCAAAGGAAGAGCCUCCUGUGAGGGAGCAGGGGGCAAAGUACUCAGCCGAGACUGGUAGGCUUAUCCCGGCUUCCAGCCAAGCUCUCAGCCGCCGCAACCGCCAGGGCCAGCGGGGCCACCCUUCUGCCAGAGACGGAGGAGCCCAAGCCUCCGUUCUGGAGGACCAGGAGCUGCUGAUCUUGGAGCUUCUUUGUCAGAUUCUACAGACGGAUUCUUUAAGUACCAUCCAGUUCUGGCUGCUCUAUGCACCACCAAAGGAAAAAGACUUGGCGCUGGGACUUCUGCAGACAGCGGUGGCUCAGCUCAUCCCCCAGCCCCUCCCAACCCUCCCAGAGGAGAAGCUCUUGAACCAACUCCAAGAGCUUCAAGAACCUCCUCAAGAGAUACAACAGGCAACCUACAGUCCAUCCCUGAAGAAGACGAAGACGCCACCUCUAUCCAAGACGGAGAAACCAGAGUUCAUGGGCAAAGCCCAAGUCCUCCGCGUGCAUCCCAGCGAGGACUCAGAGGAGAAAACGACCAAGUCAAAGGCCGAGAGCUGAGGAGCACAGCCCAAAGCCCGGAGACUUCUGUCUAGCUCAAAGGCAGCUUCAAAGCUUGGGGAUGGGGGCUCCUGUCAAUGCCAGCCCCUGGUCUCCAGCCACACUCUACUAAAUAAAAUGCUGCUUUCCCUGGACGACAGCAGUUCUACCCUCCCACAAGAGUGUCUGUGUUUAGAUGGUUUACUCUAGAAGAGUGGAGCUCCCUGUCAUGGAGAAAGCCUGGGGUACCACUCACAGUUAGUUUAGCAACGAUCUUCCAUCAGUUAAUCACUUGGAGUUGAAAAGAUUUAGCAAUUUGCAGGUUCGGGGAGGGCGACUACCUGGUAUGUCCACUCUCCUCUUCCAAGGUUUGCAUAAAGCAAAGCCCAGCUCUGUCCAACCAGAGCCUAGUCCUUUGGCACAGGACUGGUUAAUGGGGGUAGUUAAGUACUGGGCCAAGCACAAGCUACUUGGGAAGAUUUUGUGCUGAACG
This is a messenger RNA of Chionomys nivalis (European snow vole), 1543 nucleotides long. RefSeq names its product thymus, brain and testes associated (gene Tbata). The transcript has 8 exons. The record is from RefSeq and is a predicted model, not a curated record. The annotation marks the transcript as partial. NCBI's taxonomy places the organism in Eukaryota, Metazoa, Chordata, Mammalia, Rodentia, Cricetidae.